Molecule: messenger RNA, 2939 nt
Organism: Eriocheir sinensis (Chinese mitten crab)
Lineage: Eukaryota; Metazoa; Arthropoda; Malacostraca; Decapoda; Varunidae
Exons: 4
Coding region: 6-800 (264 amino acids)
Source: RefSeq, a predicted model, not a curated record
ACCUGAUGCGCUUAGCAGCCUGGGGCAUGUAUGGGGCGCGGGCAGAUCGUCGUGGGGCCUGCAUUGCGGUAUUGGUGGCGAUGGUGAUGCCCUUGGUGGCGUCCCUCGUCACAUACACCUUUGUUUCGCUUCCCGGGAAUGGCAUUGCUUUGGAUCAUACCGGCUCUCUGGUCGCACUGCUGGUGCUACUCAAGAUAUUCGUGCUAGGCAUCACCCACCACCUUCCCUUUGACCUCGAUCGUCUGUGGCGGACACACAUGCGUGAGAGGAGAGGGUUGCCAGGGCUGCCGUAUCUGCUACAAGAGGGGGUGGAGGAAGACUUGCCCUGCACGGUGAGGAUCUUGUGUGAGUUGGAGACUGCAGCGAGAACGUCAGCCGAGGAGGUGCUGACGGACACCUCGCCGCUACACUACGGUGAAGUGGACGCACGAGGCCAGACAGAGGGUAACGGUGAUCGCCUGGACGGCACGUUGCUUGAAGUGGAUCACGUGGCUGACUUCCACGAGGAGGCCGUAGCACAGCUCUUCAAAGAGGACGAACGGGGAAGGGCUGUUCUCUCCUUACUAGCAGGGCUGACUGGGCCGGGUCUAUGCGAGGCUGCCUAUGCACACUGCCCUGGUUCGCUGACAGCCCGCCAAGCCCUGGGUGUGCUGUUUCGUGAGCUGCACAUCACGCUCUCCCAACCCACGGACACCUCGACCCUCGCUCCAUUCAAUCGUCCCGCCACGGUGCACCCUUUCUUCGACCUGGCAGUGGCAAACAGGAACCAAACAAGUAGUACAGUAAUAUUACCACAGUAGCACAGCAACUCCACCCGCUUAACAGCAAAAACUCUCCCACUACAUGAACGUGAUAGCUACGAACCCUCACCUCUGCUUAAACACGGCAACACAAGAUCAUUAACGCGACAAUGAACCAGUAUACCAAGAAAACUAUAGACCCUGAAAACCGCAACUGACAGUCAACACAGCAACGCCAAGCUUAUAAAGCAGCAACUCUGGACCUCCAACACCAUACUCUCAACAGAGCAACAUUGGAUAGUCAGUCAAUACAACACCAAACUACCAGUACAGCACUAGACCAUAAAUACAGCAAUACUAUACCCUCAUCACAGCAACACCAGACCAUCAACAAAGAAACACAAAACCGACAGCAACAAUACCAGACCAACAGCAACAUCACGAGACCAUCAACACAUCAUUAGACCAUUAGUGCAACAACACCAGGCUAUCAUCACAUCAUUAGACCAUCAGCACAACAACACCAGACCAUCAACACAUCAUUAGACCAUCAACACAACACGAGACCAUCAACACAUCAUUAGACCAUCAACACAACAACACCAGACCAUCAACACAUCAUUAGACCAUCAGCACAACAAUACGAGACCAUCAACACAUCAUUAGACCAUCAACACGACAACACCAGACCAUCAGCACAUCAUUAGACCAUCAGCACAACAACACGAGACCAUCAACACAUCAUUAGACCAUCAACACAACAACACGAGACCAUCAACACAUCAUUAGACCAUCAACACAACAACACCAGACCAUCAACACAUCAUUAGACCAUCAACACAACAACACGAGACCAUCAACACAUCAUUAGACCAUCAACACAACAACACGAGACCAUCAACACAUCAUUAGACCAUCAGCACAACAACACCAGACCAUCAACACAUCAUUAGACCAUCAACACAACAACACCAGACCAUCAACACAUCAUUAGACCAUCAGCACAACAACACCAGACCAUCAACACAUGAUUAGACAAUCAGCACAACAACACCAGACCAUCAACACAUCAUUAGACCAUCAGCACAACAACACCAGACCAUCAACACAUCAUUAGACAAUCAGCACAACAACACCAGACCAUCAACACAUCAUUAGACCAUCAACACAACAACACCAGACCAUCAACACAUCAUUAGACCAUCAGCACAAUAACACCAGACCAUCAACACAUCAUUAGACCAUCAACACAACAACACCAGACCAUCAACACAUCACUAGACUAUCAGCACAAUAACACCAGACCAUCAACACAUCAUUAGACCAUCAACACAACAAUGCCAGACCAUCAACACAUCAUUAGACCAUCAACACAAUAACACCAGACCAUCAACACAUCAUUAGACCAUCAACACAACAACACCAGACCAUCAACACAUCAUUAGACCAUCAACACAACAACACCAGACCAUCAACACAUCACUAGACUAUCAGCACAAUAACACCAGACCAUCAACACAUCAUUAGACAAUCAGCACAAUAACACCAGACCAUCAACACAUCAUUAGACCAUCAACACAACAACACCAGACCAUCAACACAUCACUAGACUAUCAGCACAAUAACACCAGACCAUCAACACAUCAUUAGACCAUCAACACAACAAUGCCAGACCAUCAACACAUCAUUAGACCAUCAACACAAUAACACCAGACCAUCAACACAUCACUAGACAAUCAGCACAAUAACACCAGACCAUCAACACAUCAUUAGACAAUCAGCUCAACAACAACGGACAAUCAUCACAUCAAAACCAAAAACAACACCAGAACAUCAACACAACAACACCAGACGAUCAACACGGCAACACAACGAUACAAUAUCAUCAACACAUCAAUACAAACCAUCGACACAGAAACACCAUACUAACAAUAUAGCAAAACAAAUCAUAAACACAGCAACACCAGACCAUUAACACAACAGCACCCGACCAUCAACACAGCAACACCAGACCAUCAACACAAUAACACCAGACCAUCAACACAAUAACACCAGACCAUCAACACAACAUGAGACCAUCAACACAGCAACGCCAGACCAUCAACACAUGACAAACCAUCAAUAUAGCAAGACAAACCAUCAAAACAACAAGACAAAUUAUCAACACAACAACACAAUACCAUCAACAGAGCAACACAA